AUGAUUUAUCGAAUUGCCGCCAGAUAUCCCAUUCAAGUGAUCGCGAUUGUGUGUAUCCUUGUUUCUAUGGCAUACUACUCUUUUCUCGAGACCCUUACACAAGAAGAUUUCCCUGUCUUGCUUCGAGCCUUAAAGCGAUCUGGCAUCUUGGAUGGGGGCCUUGUUUCUGAUCCUUCUGGGUUAGUUUUGAAGCUUUCCAAAGUUGAAUCCCCUGACGGCGUUGCUUCUGUCUGGGAACCUAUCCCCCCGUCUGACCAGCCUCAAGGCAUUCAAAAUGUCGACUUUGACAUCACCCAAUGGUAUCACCCAACUUCAGUAAAUGUGAACGUAGCCCAACUCGCCGAACCUUACCUUCAUGAUUGUCUCUUGAUUGAUUCGCCAUCUGGUACUUGUAAGACGUUCUCAAAAGAAGUCGGUAAUUGGACUGUUUCAAGCAUAGCUAUUCCUGCCAAUAUGGCUAAUCCUCCCAUCGACUACUUCUUAGAUAGCUCUAGUACUGUCGUUCAAAGAGUCCUUCCUACAAUUCGUGAGCACGGCAUUUCUUGGUCUUGGCUCCUCCAGCUAAUCGCUCGCACUUGGAUGAACACUUUGAAAAUAACGAGUCAAGCUUCUAAAAUGGAACUUCUUAUCGUCGGCACCGCCUACGCAUGCAUGUUCAUUUCUGUUAUUUCUGUCUACUUAAAAAUGCGAAGACUGGGCUCUAGAUUUUGGUUAUUCUCCAGUGUUUGCAUGUCUACUUUAUUCUCAGUUCAAUUUGCGAUGUCGUUGAUCCGUUUCUCUGGAGUUCGAAUCAGCCUUGUAUCUUUAAUUGAAAGCAUGCCCUUCUUAAUAAACGUUGUUGCUCUGGACAAGUCGGUGAACCUCACUAGAGCAGUUAUGUCUCGUUGUGCUUCUUCCGACUCUCGUUCUGCCACCCACGAGGAUGUUGCUGAAGCUUGCCGUGAUGCUGCUCCCCCAAUUCUCCGUCAUUUUUCCUUUGGAAUUGUGGUUUUAGCUAUCUUUUCUUAUUGCAACUUUGGUUUAAAGCAGUUCUUUUUAUUUUCCGCUGUUAUGGUCUAUGACCUGCUUUUACUCUUCACUUUUUUCGUGUCUAUCCUCACUCUAAAUUUGGAAAUGUGCAGGUAUAAUGCCAAUGAAAAUGUGAGACGAGUUUUGAUGGAAGAAGGCUUAUCCGAGUCUGUCGCUCGUCGUGUUGCUGAAAAUAAUCAAUUUGCCAAAACAAACAAGAAGGAUACCUUCCAGCCUCUUAGAUGGAUAUACGAACCACGCUUUCUUUUCGUUAUUGCAUUUGUUGUAUUUAAUCUUUUUGAGCUUUGUUCUAUUCCUUUCAAACAUUAUGCAGUAACUUCCGCUGCUGCCGCCAGACUGAUUCCUUUGGUUCGCUCCGAAUAUCCAGAAACCAACACCCAAAGCCUUUUAGAUGACCAUGUUUUUGAUGAAAUUCUCUCUUAUUUGUUUAGCUCUACCCAUAAUAAGGAUGUAAUCUCUGUUAGAAUCUUGCCUUCCGUUUUUUAUGGUACUGACUUAGCUCAGUCGUCUGCCUUAACAACAAUUCACUCUUUUAUACAUAAUUGGACAAAAUCAAUCGGUGGAUCUUUUCUAUCGAAGUGGGUUAUCUUCGGCUUAUCUUUAAGUAUUGGUGCAAAUAUUUUCCUUUUGAAUGCUGCUCGACUAAAUUCCAUGAAAAACGAUGAUGAUAAGAAAGUCGUUGAAAAAGUUGUCGAGGUAGUAAAGUAUUUGCCUGACUCCGAGAACCCUUCCUUUGAAACCGCUGUUGAAAAGAAUAUCAGCACAUUAUCUCGUCCUUUAGAAGAAUGCAUUUCCUUAUAUGGUAACGGACAAGUUUCAUCAUUGAAUGAUGAGGAGGUGAUUCAACUUGUUGUUGCCCGGAAAAUUCCCUUGUAUGCUUUAGAGCGUAUUCUGAAGGACAUUGUUAGAGCAGUAGUCAUUCGCCGCGCAGCUGUUUCUCGCUCUUCAAGAACAAAAACCUUAGAAGCAUCUAAUUGUCCUGUUUAUCACUAUGAUUAUUCAAGAGUACUUAACGCUUGUUGUGAGAAUGUCAUUGGGUAUAUACCUUUACCUCUUGGUGUGGCAGGACCAAUUAUUAUUGAUGGCAAACCGUACUACGUCCCUAUGGCUACUACCGAAGGUGCUUUGGUUGCUUCAACCAUGCGUGGCUGCAAAGCCAUCAAUGCUGGCGGUGGUGCUGUUACUGUGCUAACUCGCGAUGAAAUGUCUCGUGGCCCUUGUAUUGCGUUCCCUAAUUUAACGCGCGCAGGUCGCGCUAAGCUUUGGUUGGAUAGUCCCGAAGGAACUGAAGUUAUAACGAAGGCCUUUAAUUCUACUAGUAGAUUCGCUCGUCUCCAGCGGAUUAAGACUGCUUUGGCUGGAACUCGCUUAUUCAUUCGUUUUUGCACUUCUACAGGUGAUGCUAUGGGCAUGAACAUGAUAUCAAAGGGCGUUGAGCAUGCAUUGACUGUUAUGAGUUCCGAAGCCGGAUUUGAAGAUAUGAACGUUAUCAGCGUAUCCGGAAAUUAUUGCACUGAUAAGAAACCGGCUGCUAUAAACUGGAUCGAUGGACGUGGAAAGAGUGUUAUUGCAGAAGCUAUUAUUCCUGGCGAGGCUGUGAAAUCUAUAUUAAAAACUACUGUUGAAGAUUUAGUCAAGUUGAAUGUUGACAAAAAUCUUAUUGGUAGUGCUAUGGCUGGAAGCGUCGGUGGUUUUAACGCACAUGCCGGAAAUGUUGUGACCGCUAUCUUCCUCGCUACAGGGCAAGAUCCCGCUCAGAACAUUGAAAGUAGCAAUUGUAUCACUCUUAUGGAUAAUGUCGACGGUAAUUUACAGCUUAGCGUUUCCAUGCCUUCCAUUGAGGUCGGAACUAUUGGUGGUGGUACCGUUUUGGAACCCCAGCAAGCUAUGCUUGACCUCCUAGGUGUUAAGGGAGCACACUUAACAUCCCCCGGUGAUAAUGCUCGUCAACUGGCAAAGAUUAUUGCUGCCGGUGUCAUGGCUGGUGAGUUAUCUUUAUGUUCUGCACUUGCAACUGGCCAUUUGGUAAAGUCCCAUAUCGGUCUUAACCGCAGUGCAAUAAACACUCCUGCUGAUUCCAAAGCUUCUCAAUCUUCAAAUGCAUCCAACCAGAAUGUUCCUCACUUAAGUGUUCGUUAG
Molecule: messenger RNA, 3168 nt
Organism: Schizosaccharomyces osmophilus
Lineage: Eukaryota; Fungi; Ascomycota; Schizosaccharomycetes; Schizosaccharomycetales; Schizosaccharomycetaceae
Gene: hmg1
Product: 3-hydroxy-3-methylglutaryl-CoA reductase Hmg1
Exons: 1
Coding region: 1-3168 (1055 amino acids)
Biological process (GO): coenzyme A metabolic process; isoprenoid biosynthetic process; ergosterol biosynthetic process
Cellular component (GO): endoplasmic reticulum membrane; peroxisomal membrane
Molecular function (GO): protein binding; hydroxymethylglutaryl-CoA reductase (NADPH) activity
Source: RefSeq, a predicted model, not a curated record